Molecule: messenger RNA, 589 nt
Organism: Galendromus occidentalis (western predatory mite)
Lineage: Eukaryota; Metazoa; Arthropoda; Arachnida; Mesostigmata; Phytoseiidae
Gene: RpL26
Product: ribosomal protein L26
Exons: 3
Coding region: 123-560 (145 amino acids)
Biological process (GO): translation
Cellular component (GO): large ribosomal subunit
Molecular function (GO): RNA binding; structural constituent of ribosome
Source: RefSeq, a predicted model, not a curated record
AUCUUCCCGAGUGAAAUCGGCCUGUCGGAACUCGCAAGGCUCUGACGGCUCCUCGGUGAAAAUUCUAGCAGCAUUCGAUAUCUGCGACCCUCGGACUUGACAUCCGACUAUCCGGCCACAUAAUGAAAAGGAACGAGUUCGUUUCAUCGUCCAGGAGGACGUCUCGCAGGAGGCAUUUCAAUGCCCCUUCUCACAUCCGGAGGAAGAUCAUGUCAUCGACUCUGUCGAAGGAUCUUCGUCAGAAGUACAACGUGCGAUCGAUGCCGAUCCGCAAGGAUGAUGAGGUCCAAAUCAUGCGUGGCCAUCACAAGAGCCAGCAGGUGGGCAAGGUCGUGCAGGUUUACCGAAAGAAGUACUGCAUCUACAUCGAACGUAUUCAGCGAGAGAAGGCCAACGGAGCCUCCGCUUACGUACCCAUCCACCCCUCGAAUGUCCAGAUUGUCAAAUUGAAGAUCGACAAGGACAGGAAAAAUCUCCUUGAGAGGAAGGCCAAGGGCCGCCUCAGCGCAGGAGACAAGGGCAAGCACACCGAAGAGAGCGUGCAGAUGGACACUGCGUAAAUAAAUUGAGCGCUUUGUCGUGGUCAAAA